Messenger RNA from Durio zibethinus, 2389 nucleotides. NCBI's taxonomy places the organism in Eukaryota, Viridiplantae, Streptophyta, Magnoliopsida, Malvales, Malvaceae. The record is from RefSeq and is a predicted model, not a curated record.
UUAGAUGAAACUGUCAAAAGAGCCCCAUUCCCUAUUCACAGGCACACAGCCAUCAUCUCUCACCCUUGCAUCAUAAAUCCCAGUGUUGUUUUCUACCCCUUUUGGAAGGACACAAAACACUUUUCUUUUUCUCGGGCACGGAUAGCCCUUUAAACUUUCACAUCUGAUUUUAAUUCUUAUACUUUUUUUUUCUUCAUUUUCUCUGUUUCUCGCUUAAAUCAAUUGUUUGCCGACAAAUAAGAGAAAAGGAUCUCCAAUUAUAUCAAAUUAACAAAUUGUUUUAAUCCUUAAAGGGUUUUAUUCCUUGUGAUUCAUUACAGACAUUACUAUUUACCGUGUUGCCGUUUUUUUACCGUUCCAAUAAUAUAUGGGCUGAGGUGCACAUUUCAUGGGAGGUGAAGAGGAUGAUGAACCAGCCUCAAAACGCAUGAAACUAUCCUCUAAAGAAUUGAGACAUCUUUCAAACGGUUCAACUAUUAAAGAGCCUGUAGCUGGGUCUUCAGGAGACUUGAUGGCUCGGCCCCUGCAGUCUGAAGGGGGUGAAGAAGUUGUUGGCUCAAAAGGAGUUAUAAAGAAGGUAGAAUUUGUCCGAAUAAUAGCAAAAGCAUUAUACUCUCUUGGUUAUAUAAAGAGUGGUGCUCGUCUAGAGGAAGAGUCAGGGAUACCAUUACAUUCUUCUGUGGUCAACAUAUUUAUGCGGCAAAUUCUUGAGGGAAAUUGGGAUGAAAGUGUUGUCACAUUGCAUAAUAUUGGUCUAACAGAUGAAAGGACCAUAAAAUCAGCCUCUUUUCUGAUAUUGGAACAGAAGUUUUUUGAACUUUUAGAUGAAGAAAAUGUCAUGGAUGCUCUGAAGACAUUGAGGACUGAGAUUGCACCUCUUUGUAUAAAUAAUAGCAGAGUUCGUGAGCUUUCUUCAUUCAUUGUGUCUCCCUCUCACUGUUUUUCUGUUCGGUCUUGUAAACAAGAUACAUUGAGGGCUCGAUCUCGGACUAAAUUAUUGGAAGAAUUACAGAAGCUACUUCCUCCAACAGUUAUGAUCCCCGAAAGAAGGUUGGAGCAUUUAGUUGAACAGGCCCUUGUCUUGCAACGAGACUCUUGCAUGUUUCACAACUCUUUGGAUAAGGAAAUGUCACUAUAUGCUGAUCAUCAGUGUGGGAGAGAUCAAAUUCCUUCUCAAACAUUGCAGAUACUACAGGCUCACACUGAUGAAGUAUGGUUCUUGCAAUUUUCACAUAAUGGGAAAUACUUAGCUUCAUCAUCAAAUGAUAAGUCAGCAAUCAUUUGGGAGGUUGAUGCAAAUGGAGUAUCUUUUAAACGUAAACUCUCCGGUCACCAGAAACCUAUCUCUUCUGUAUCAUGGAGUCCAGAUGACCAUGAGCUUCUCACAUGUGGUGUAGAGGAGGUUGUAAGGCGCUGGGAUGUCCCUUCUGGUGAAUGCCUCCAUGUUUAUGAAAAAGCUGGUCUUGGCAUGGUUUCAUGUGGAUGGUCUCCAGAUGGCAAAUGGAUAUUUUCUGGUGUGAAUGAUAAGAGUAUCUGCAUGUGGGAAUUGGAUGGAAAAGAGCUAGAGUGCUGGAAAGGGCCACGAACUCUAAAAAUUUCUGAUUUGGAAAUAACAAAUGAUGGAAAGCAGAUUAUAAGUAUAUGUAGGGAAAGAGCUAUAUUAUUACUUGACAGGGAAGCAAAAGUUGAGAGAUUUAUUGAAGAGGAUCAAACAAUAACUUCGUUCUCAUUAUCAAGAGACAAUAGAUUCUUGCUGGUAAAUCUUUUAAACCAAGAAAUCCAUUUAUGGAAUAUUGAAGGUGAUGUGAAGCUUGUUUCUAAAUAUAGAGGCCAUAAACGCACCCGCUUCAUCAUUAGGUCUUGUUUUGGAGGACUUGAGCAAGCUUUUAUUGCCAGCGGUAGUGAGGAUUCACUGGUCUAUAUAUGGCAUAGGGGCAGAGGGGAGCUUAUAGAAGCAUUACCAGGUCAUUCUGGAGCUGUUAGUUGUGUGAGCUGGAAUCCAGCAAACCCUCACAUGUUGGCAUCAGCUAGUGAUGAUCGUACAAUUCGGAUAUGGGGCUUGAAAAAUCUAAGCGCAAAGCGGAAAGACACCCACAGCAACGGCAUCCAUUAUUGCAAUGGAGCAACCUGAGAGAUUGAAUGCAUGAAAUCUUCAGUCAUUGAUAUCUGAUAAAAUUGGUUUCAUGUAAAUACUUUACCUUGUUGAAAACUGACAUUCAUAUCAAAAAAAGAUUAUCAACAAUGCAGCAACUUUCUGAUAAUAAAUUUGCUAUUUCUCCUUUUUAACAUUCAAUUAAUUUGUGAAAAUUUAGAGCUUGCUUGCUCACAAGCACCUGUCUGCAUAUGUUUUCUGGUGUUGACUUGCAUUCGUAUGCAUUUAUAUUAUGGU